This is a messenger RNA of Gongylonema pulchrum, 654 nucleotides long. The record is from the annotation of a GenBank genome assembly. NCBI's taxonomy places the organism in Eukaryota, Metazoa, Nematoda, Chromadorea, Rhabditida, Gongylonematidae.
AUGUAUUCCUGUCCGGUGGCAGGUUGUGGGCAUCGCUAUGAAGCGCAGUCGUCCUUGGCCGUGCACUAUCACAGUCAUUUUGUGAAGGAAGGAAGAGGAAGAGCAAUUUACGUCGAAACAAUGGGUUCUCAGACAGACCAAGUACUGACAAAGGAUGUUGGGCUCGAUCCGGUCCAGGAAUUGGCAGACUCAUGGGAUAAAGUAGUUUCGGAGGCGAAAAGUGUUAAAAGCGAUGAGAAAAAUUCGCAUCCAGCAUCGCCACGACCAAAAUUAUCGAAAACACUUACUAAUCAUGAGGAACAAAGCAUCAACGAGCUGUUCAAGGUGGUUGCGCAAAAGGCCGAAACAAGCAGUAGCAUUGGUAAAACUGAAGAAAAGAAGCAAGUGAUCACUGAUACCCCGAGAAUUAGCAGCAAAACCUUUGGUGCCUUACUAGCUGACGCCGAUGAUGAGGCUGUGAAGGAUGUACCGUCAACUGCUCUGGAUGCCAUCCGCAAAAUGGUGACAGAUAACGAAACCGAAAUAGCAGGCGCACAUGAACAGCAAUCAGCAGCAGUCAUCACCACAGCUCCGGCAUCGAGGUUUCUUGCAGUGUUUUACUCUCUCUUUACCUUCUUUUAUUGGUUGGAGCAGAUCGAAAAUGAUCCGUAUUGA